Molecule: messenger RNA, 1780 nt
Organism: Oncorhynchus gorbuscha (pink salmon)
Lineage: Eukaryota; Metazoa; Chordata; Actinopteri; Salmoniformes; Salmonidae
Product: secretory carrier-associated membrane protein 5-like
Exons: 7
Coding region: 760-1461 (233 amino acids)
Biological process (GO): protein transport
Cellular component (GO): recycling endosome membrane; trans-Golgi network membrane
Source: RefSeq, a predicted model, not a curated record
UGGUUGACAAAUAGGACAAAUGUGCUAGAAUUCUCUAGGUAGGAAUAUCGCAAAAACAAUAUGAUCAAUGGCUCAUUCGAGAGAAGACAUCCUUUCCGAGUUAUGACAUCGGCCAGUAUUGAAAUCUGACAUCAGUGACAGGAAUGAUAGAUGUUUUCGCGAUCUAAAAGUACUAUUCCAAUGAACUUUCAGUGUAGCGAGAGAGACUUUAUCACAGUGCUACAUCAUACCGGACGAAUUUCUACCUGCUUGAACGCCAAUAAAUUAGACACACAUGAAAACAUGAAACUACCCAGGGAAUCAAUAGAGCAUCACUCGGAGAUGCACAAAAACAAUAUAACACUGAACAUGGGUGAACCUUUCCUUUAAGAUAGUGAGAGUGAAAUACCGCUAGUAAGCAGUUUUUUUGUUGGACAGUUCUGUCCAGCAACGAUUCCGUUUCCUCAAACCAUUUCCUAGUAGGACCGGUAUGUGCGUAAAGAGAGAGGGGAAACGUGACGUCACGGAAUAGCUUUCUACCCCCAAACUCUCGUUUGGUUUUUGCAGAUUUGAAUCGAAUAUAGAAUUUAUGUCUCUCGUUUUAAUUUCACCAGCGUGUGUUGUGUUUCAUAAAGAAUAUCGUCAUAUAAUGCAAUUGAAGAACGUUGCAUAGUAACAGCAUUCCUGGUUUUGGAAGAAAAAAAAGAGGAUAAUUUCUAAGGUGUUGAGUUUUAGUCUGAAUUAUAUUUAUUUCCAACUGGAGGAAAAUAUCAAAUUGUAAUGGCAGAAAACAAUUUCCCUCCUCUGCCUGGCUUCAUCCCUCUGAAGCCAUGUUUCUAUCAGGACUUCAAUGAGAUCCCAGAUGUACACCGCUCCAUCUGCAAGAAGCUCUACUACCUAUGGAUCUUCAACAGUGCCACCUUGGCGGUCAAUCUGAUUGGCUGCCUGGCAUGGAUGUGCGGCGGGGGCGGAGCCACUAACUUUGGCAUGGCUAUUCUGUGGCUCAUCCUGUUCACCCCCUGCUCCUACGUGUGCUGGUUCAGACCCAUCUACAAGGCCUUCAAGACUGACAGCUCGUUCAACUUCAUGGCGUUCUUCUUCGUGUUCAUGGCCCAGGUGGUGAUCAGCAUCAUCCAGUGUAUAGGCAUUCCAGGCUGGGGCAUCUGUGGCUGGCUGGCUACCAUCACCUUCUUCAGCACCAAUAUAGGCUCCGCUGUCGUCAUGCUGAUCCCCACCAUCAUGUUCACUGCCAUGGCUGUCCUCUCCUUCACCGGGCUCACCAAGGUGCACAACAUGUACCGUGGCACUGGGGGCAGUAUGAGUAAAGCCCAGGAGGAGUGGACCACCGGGGCCUGGAAGAACCCUCACGUCCAGCAGGCAGCGCAGCAGGCCGCCGUGGGGGUGGCACAGGGAGCCAUGCAGCAGCAACAGCCCCAGUACUCACAGGCACCCACCUACAAUUAUGACGACCCGGGCAUGUAGGGCAGGGAGGAGGAGAGGGUGGGAGGUAAGGGGUGAGGAAUAGCCAGGGUGACAGUCUGUUUCUGAUCUUGCGUCAGUUGUUAUGAGAGCAGAAACUUAGCCUCCCAGGCUAGGUGAAGGACAGACUGGGGAGAUGAAAAGGGAUGAUCAUCAAAUGAGAACCACAAUUCACGAUUACAUUCAGAUAAUUCUUAGAUAACAAAAAUAUAUACAGUGGGGAGAACAAGUAUUUGAUACACUGCCAAUUUUGCAGGUUUUCCUACUUACAAAGCAUGUAGAGGUCUAUAAUUUUUAUCAUAGGUACACUUCAACUGUGAGA